Molecule: messenger RNA, 4797 nt
Organism: Myotis lucifugus (little brown bat)
Lineage: Eukaryota; Metazoa; Chordata; Mammalia; Chiroptera; Vespertilionidae
Gene: CORO2A
Product: coronin 2A
Exons: 13
Coding region: 240-2000 (586 amino acids)
Biological process (GO): actin filament organization
Molecular function (GO): actin filament binding
Source: RefSeq, a predicted model, not a curated record
CGGGCAUGUGCCUUGACUGGGAAUCCAACCGUGACCUCCUGGUUCAUAGGUCGACGCUCAACCACUGAGCCACGCUGGCUGGGCAAUUUUUUAAAGCCAGGAAACUUGUGGCUGUAAUCUCCCUCUGUUAAUGGCGCAGACAUACACGUGGUGGUUCGGACUCUCAGGAGGCACGUCCGGGGCUAGUUCAUGACCACAAGGUCAGGUUUUAAGAAAAAGAAAUAAGAUAAAACUCCCAAAUGUCAGAUGUGGAACCACAAACUUAUAAAGGGACAAUGGUAGCCGGCAGCACCAGGCAUCUACCCAUCCCAGAGGUUCCAAGACCAAAUCAGAUGUCAUGGCACCCCCAGUACCGGAGCUCCAAGUUCCGCCACGUCUUUGGCAAACCAGCCAGCAAGGAGAACUGCUACGACUCGGUGCCCAUCACCCGCAGCGUCCACGACAAUCACUUCUGCGCCGUGAACCCCCACUUCAUCGCAGUGGUGACCGAGUGUGCUGGAGGGGGGGCCUUCCUCGUCAUCCCCCUGCACCAGACAGGAAAGUUGGACCCCCACUACCCAAAGGUCUGCGGGCACAGAGGGAACGUCUUAGACAUCAAGUGGAACCCUUUUGACGACUUUGAAAUCGCCUCUGCUUCUGAAGAUGCCACGAUCAAGAUCUGGGCCAUCCCCAAGCAGCUGCUGUCGAGGAACUUCACAGCCUACAGGAAGGAGCUGGUGGGCCACGCCCGCAGAGUGGGGCUGGUGGAAUGGCACCCCACGGCGGCCAACAUCCUCUUCAGCGCCGGCUAUGACUACAAGGUGAUGGUCUGGAACCUGGAUACAAAGGAGUCUGUAAUCAUGAGCCCCGUGAAGACAAUUGACUGUCACCAAGACGUGAUCCUCUCCAUGUCCUUCAACACCAACGGCAGCCUGCUGGCCACCACCUGUAAAGACCGCAAGAUUCGGGUUCUCGACCCCCGAGCAGGGACCGUCCUCCAGGAAGCCAGCUACAAGGAGCACCGGGCCAACAAAGUGCUGUUUCUGGGGAACCUGAAGAAGCUGCUGUCCACAGGCACCUCCCGGUGGAACAACCGGCAGAUUGCCCUGUGGGACCAGGACGACCUCUCCGUGCCUCUCACAGAGGAGGACCUGGACGGCUCCUCCGGCGUGCUGUUUCCCUUCUAUGACUCCGACACCAACAUGCUCUACGUGGUGGGGAAGGGAGACGGGAACAUCCGUUACUAUGAGGUGAGCGCCGACAAGCCUCACCUGAGCUACCUGAUGGAGUACCGCUCCUACCACCCACAGAAGGGGAUCGCACAACGCCUGGCCCAGCGGAGGUGUUCCUGCAUGAACUGUUCGUUGACGGGAAGGAUGGGGGGAGGAGGUGGUAUCUGUUCACAUCCAGGUUUCAUGCCAAAGAGAGGUCUCGACGUGUCCACCUGUGAGAUCUUCCGCUUCUACAAGCUGAUCACAACCAAAAGCGUCAUCGAGCCGAUAUCCAUGAUCGUCCCCCGGCGGUCGGAAUCCUACCAAGAGGACAUCUACCCGCCCACAGCAGGGGCCCAGCCCUCUCUAACGGCCAGGGAGUGGCUCAGUGGGGUAAAUAAAGGGCCUGUCCUGGUGUCCCUGAGGCCCGGCUCCGAGCUGCUGAGCCCUCGGCCUCUGCCCCCAGAAAGACCUCCCUCCAACUCCCUGUCCCCCACCUCGCCUCACCUCGUGGACCAGACCGAAGCGCUGGUUGCGGAAGAUGGCCGGAGGCCCUUCUCUCUGCUCGAGGAGAAGGCGCCAAGGUGGACGGCAGAGCACAGGCUGGAGGAGAAGAAAACCUGGCUCACAAACGGCUUUGACAUCUUCGAAUGCCCCCCACCAAAGACAGAGAACGAGCUGCUGCAGAUGUUCUAUCGGCAACAGGAGGAGAUCCGGAGACUCCGGGAGCUGGUGACCCAGCGCGAGGUCCAGGCCAAGCAGUUGGAACUGGAGAUCAAAAACUUGCGGAUGAGCUCAGAAUGGUCCUGAGCAGAGGUCUCCGCCCUCCUCGCCCUCAGGGACACCACUUGGCUCCAUGGGGAGGUCCAGAACCAAACCACAAGUCCCCCGAGAACAACCACUAUUUCUAUAUUUUUUACCAGAAAAAGAAACCCAGUCGCCGCAGGUUUCCAGUGGAACAUGGUGCCGCUUUCUAUUUGCCUUCUCGAAACAACGGUGUCUGAAUUGACUCUUUUUAGAUGACACCUUGCCUUCUGUUUGAUUCUGUUUGUAAGGGUACGUGAUAAGCUCUCACUUCCCAAGGGAAAGAACACUGUGGAAAGUUAGAGCUACAAGGACCUAGGAGGUAAACCUGCCUGUGAUUUUCAAACUGUGGUCUAUAGAAUGGGGCAGGCCAAGCAGGAGACUGUACCCCCUCACCCGCUUCCGACGGGACAGCUCUCCUUUCUGUUUUAUACAUAUGGACUUGGAUGGAAUACACAAUUCUGCGACUCAAAAAAAUUUAGAAGUUUGAAAACCAGUGAUUUGGCCCAACUUUCUCAUUUUACAGGUGGGGAAACUAAGGCCCAGAGAGAGGCACAUGCUGCAGGUCCCCAGAGAGUGCGUGGCUGGGCUGAGCUUCUGCGCUCCUGGGACUGUCUGUCUGCUGUUUCUGCUCUGAUCCAGUUCUCAGCCCACAGAGCAGGAAUCCGUUGGCUCUGGCCUCAGGGGCAUCCCUGAUUUGAAAUUGCCUCCAGUCAUUCCCUCUCUGGUCUCAAUUUCUCCAUCUGAACAAGGAGGCCCUGGGAUCUACCACUGGAGACAAGAAAUGUUAGCCUUGGCCUAAGGAAAAUUACCUGUAGGGUGGUGAGCUGGUUUUGCGCUGGGAACUUACAAGACAUUGGCAAAGGUGCAGGGGGAGGUUAACUUCAGACAAAGAAGUCAAGGUCCAGCCAGAUUCUAGAAUACAAGGAAAUGGACAACACCAUCCUCUCUCCAGCCAGAAUCAGCCCAGGCGGGUAGAUACUCCCUGAUGUGGGACACGGGCCUCAGGGCAUUGCUCAAACCCAACAGCCACCAAAGCCCUCAGGUCACAGAGCCUGCCUCUGCCAGGAUGACGUAGGCAGGUGUCCGUCCAAGGUAACAGAAGAGGCUCCCAGGAUGUAGGGUGCCCAGUGUGGACAGUUUGCCCGCGAACCCCCUGGCGGCCCAGCCGUGAGGGCUUUGGGAGGAGGAGGGUUGUACUAGGCAAGGAAGCGAGACCACAUGGCCCUAAAGUUCCCUUCCAACCUGUGCGUCUUCUGCAUCCCUCCUUUGUGAAUCUGUGUUCUGAGCCCUUCUCUGAGGUUCUCUCUUGGUCAAUACAGUGGCUCAGCUAGAGGCAAAUGUGCCUCCUGACCAAGGAUGUUUGCCCCUUGCACAGGGUAAUGCUGGAGCUAGGAUGGGGACUGCAGGAGGCCACCUGGCCUGGUAGGCUUCAGCCCAGGCUGUCCAUUCGAAUCCCUUCGGGAGCAUUCAGGAAAUACCGAUGGCCAGGCCCAACCCCGACCAAUCGAAGCUGAAUCAGCAGAGUAGGGCCUGGCCUUGUGUAGGGUUUUGUAAGUUCCCAUGUGAUUCUGCAAUACAUGGGGUGGAGACCCCAUGGGCUAAUCCAUCUGUACCCGUCUACACUACAGAUGAGGACAAGGAGCACCAGGCAGGUGCUGGGACUCCAACUCUGUCUGCUAAGUCCUCUAAGGCUAAAAUCAGGAAGCUUUGUUCUGAGCCUUCCUCCAGGUCUCUGCCCCCGGCCCUGUUCCCACAGGAUGGGGGCUCUGAUUGCGCCCUCCCUUAGCCAUGACUGAGUUCCCCUGUCUGCUGCACAUACCAGACACCCCAGUUGCUUGUCUUAUCCACCAUUUACUCAGCCGCUGGGGCCCGCCAAGCUUGCCAAAGACCAAAUCCUAGGUGGUGUCAGGAAAGCAGAAUUCUGGACGGGGGUCAUCUCUCCUGCCUCAUUUGGGGCCAGCACUUCACAGUUUACAAAGCCCUCCAACCUCCACUCGCUGACACAUCUAACUCUCACUCGGGUCAGGCAGACAUGAUUACCCCAUGUUCAGGAGGGAAGGUGAGCCUUAGAGAAUAAGGAAACGGCCAUGCCCGUAGGCACUGGCUACAAAGUGGUGGAGGUGGGGCUGAGUCUGGGGAGCUUCCUGAAUGUCGCAAACUCUCUCCACCCCAAAGGGGCCCAGACCUCACACUUCGAAACAAUGCGAAGGCAUCAUGAACAAAUGGUUUCUCUUCUUUUCUUUUUUUUUUACAUCUAGAGUAAAUUAUUUAAAUUAUUUCACAGCAAGGGAGUGGGAUAGGUAAUUUUUAUCAGAUAUUUUUUUAAGCCAUUUUUUAAAAAUUACUUUUUUGUUUUAUGUUCUUGAUUGAUGAAGUGGGACUUGCCCGGAACUUGCAGGGCCAGUCCCUUGCGCUCAGGGCGACGGAAUGUGCACUGGUCUUUCUACCCCAGGCCCUGGGAACCCCCAACUGCUGACUCAGGAACUUUCCGAGCAUGAAGACAGCACUGGGAGAUGAGCUUCAGGGCAUCUCCACCUUAGCGCGACAGUAAUUGUUCUUCCUGGAACAAAACUUGAGUAUCAUAGAGGGACGCAGGAAGUCAGACAUUGAGCUAUGCUUUUCCUAUGAAACCGUGCCUGAACAGUUUGAUUGUUUUAAUGUUGUUUCUGAAAUUCCUUGUACCUUUGUAAAAAAAAAAUAAUAAUUAUAAUAAUAAUAAUAAAAGUGAAAAUAAAUAGAUGUGGAAUCGUGCUAUGGAAAGAAUAUAACAAAAUAAACAGUAUCUGCCUACACAUUUUAA